Messenger RNA from Eruca vesicaria subsp. sativa (arugula), 983 nucleotides. Lineage: Eukaryota; Viridiplantae; Streptophyta; Magnoliopsida; Brassicales; Brassicaceae. The record is from the annotation of a GenBank genome assembly.
AAGUCAGCAAAACAAAGGCAUAUUCCUCUUCUCUUCAUAAGCCUUAAUUUCUAAAAAUUCAGAUUCAAGCAUCUCCAUGGCUAUCCACAAGAUCCUCUUCACUUCACUUCUAAUCUGCUUACUCUUCCAAAUUAGUCAUGGUGCUACCAAAGAAAGGCUCUUCUCUGACCUGGAGAAAGGUGCACUUGAGGUCACCGCAAAACCCAGCCGAGAAGGCGUUUUGGAUGCCGGAAUUGACAAGUUGAGCAUUACAUGGAAGCUAAGUUCGACAGCUACAAAAGAGGCUGAAUUUAAGACCAUCAAAGUAAAGCUAUGCUACGCUCCGGUCAGCCAAGUUGAUCGACCAUGGCGCAAGACCGAAAAUGAGCUCUUCAAGGACAAAAGCUGCCCACACAAAAUCAUUACCAGGCCCUAUGAUAAAUCCCCUCAAUCAUUCGAAUACACCCUCGAACGCGACAUCCCUACUGGGACCUACUUUGUUCGUGCCUACGCAGUUGAUGCCAAAGACCAUGAAGUUGCCUUUGGACAGAGCACGGACGAGCCCAAGUCAAUCAAUCUCUUCAGCGUUCAGGCUAUCAGUGGUCGCCACAAGUCCCUGGAUAUUGCCUCCGUCUGCUUCAGCGUCUUCUCCGUCUUGGCUCUUCUCGUCUUCUUUGUCAAUGAGAAGAGGAAAGCCAAGAUAGAGCAGAGCAAAUGAGUCGUUUACUUUACGCAAUUGCGACGUUGAGCAAAAGGCGUUGACUUUAAAUUUUCUUUUCUUUUAUCAGUUUGCUUGUUUUGUUGCUUACUUCUGUUUCCUAUGUACUUUUAUUUACAUAUUUGUAUCAUUAUAUAAGCCAUUCAUAUGGAGCCAAAAAAUAAUCCUACGGUGGUGAUGUGUUGUGUGCUUUCUAUAUAUUUAGUACUCUUUUUUGAUAUAUUCAUAUACACUGUUCAAAAAGAUUGAUAUUUGUUUUUUAUUAUGGUAGAAGUAAAAUGAGUCA